Messenger RNA from Aureobasidium melanogenum CBS 110374, 1047 nucleotides. RefSeq lists its product as uncharacterized. The transcript is spliced from 4 exons. Lineage: Eukaryota; Fungi; Ascomycota; Dothideomycetes; Dothideales; Saccotheciaceae. Gene Ontology annotation, cellular component: nucleus. Gene Ontology annotation, molecular function: protein binding. The record is from RefSeq and is a predicted model, not a curated record. The annotation marks the transcript as partial.
GGCAAUGGACUUUUCGCAACCAAGGACAUACCAACGGGAUCCACGAUAUUGCUCAAGACACGUCCUAUGAUUGCCGAAUUAGAUUUGGAGCGACUGCAGGAUACUUGCCACAACUGUUUCAUGCGGUCACAAAAAGCUGUUUGCCAGAAGCAGACUUGGACCAGAUACCACAAGUUUGAAUGUAAGAUGAUGAGAGACCCAAGACUUCCACCCAUACCCUACUCUGUACGAGCGGCAUUGCAAUUAGCAUUCCUUAUUAACAGUGAUGCUGUAUCUGAGGAAGAGAAGGCAGGUAUACAUCGUCUUGAAGCUCAUGAUCCAUCUACACUCGAAAGGUCUCAGGACGUCAUGCAGUACGAGAUGACUAUAGCAUCAGCAAGUGAUCUCCUUGCCCGCGUAAAUCCCAAUCAUCCCGAAUUGUCCAGAAUACCAAAAUAUCAGAUCCUUCGAAACUCGUUGACUCUGAUCACACCUAAUCUGGACCCUAUCGGUGUAGCGACAGACCCCCUGGCAUGCUCAGCAAAUCACUCUUGCGACCCUAAUGCAAGUGUUCUGUUCGACGCACCUAGACUCAUGAUGCGCUCCUUAGCGCCUAUCAAAAAAGGUGAAGAAGUGGAAAAUGCUUGGGCAAAGCCAUUGGCAAAUCUUGCUCCUAAAUGGUCGAGCCUCGCCAAGGUCAUGGACAGUCGCGAGCACUAUUCAGCCGAGCCAGCAAACUAUGUGGGUGAGAGCAGAGCUGAGAUGGACAUGGCAAUUAUCCAGGGCUCAGUAUACAGUGACUACGAACCCAUUUGCCAACAAAAGGACAACAAACUCGCCAUCGAAGCGCUUGAGAACAUUAUGCGAACUUGCAAGCAAUCAGAAAUGUGGCCCAUCACCCGACAGCCAUAUGCGAACAUCCGAGUGGACAUCGCCGCUCGCAUGCUUGACGAAAACCGAGUUGCCCUUGCUCUGUUCCAAAUGGCAAAGACAUACUUCCUCAUCGACCCAAUCUUGUAUCCGCAAGACUUCCAUCCCAUCAGAGUGGUCCACACUUGGAACCUAGCG